AUGUGCUGCGGCAGCUUGCGUUCCGGAUCUGCACAAUCAGCCACUGCUACAAUCGAUGGGCGAACUUCUUGGCAGCUUGCCAUGGAUGCAUCUCGAGGCGGCAGAAGCUACUCAGAAACCUCCUUUGCAGCUAUGACGAUGAUGUCUGCAUUCUCCAAGUCCCAGCAAUGGAUGCUUGCAGUUGCAACGAUGCGCGGGGUGCGACAGGUGCAAGUGGAGGCCAACACGAUCAUGUUUGGCUCCGUCCUGGCCAGCUGCUCCAAGAAAGGGCUCUGGAAAGAGCAAGUGCGCUUUCUUGAAGAGAUGUCCCAACAUGGUAUUUCGAGCUCUUCGUGGACCUGGAAUCCAACUAUCACGGGGUGUGGCAAGGCCAACGAGUGGACAACAUCAUUAGCGACUCUGACCCAGGUUCCUCGCCGUACGGUUCUCCUCAGUAACACGUUCAAUGCUGUGAUCAACGCUCUCAGCACUGCAUCGUGGCCAAAAUCUAUACAAAGCUUCAGUACCAUGGACACUCUGCGAGUUCCACGCGACUCCAGAAGCUACACAUCGAUUGCCAGCACUGUUGGGAGCAGUCUUGAAUGGGCAAGUGCCUUGAACCUAUUUCAUGAGCAUGCUCAGAGCAAGCUACAGAUCGACGUGGUCAGUGUGAAUGCUGCCAUCAGUGCAUGUGAAAAGUCGUCGAUGUGGCAGCAUGCGUUGAGCUUGCUUUUCACCGUGCGUCGAACGUCCCGCGAAUAUCUCAGAAAUACCGCCAGCUACAACGGAGUCAUCAGUGCCUGUGGGAAAGGUCUCGCAUGGAGGAUAGCAGUUUCUUUACUCGACGACUCAGCAAAAUCGUCUUUCAUCCCCGACACGAUUUCGUUCAAUGCCGCAUUGAAUGCAUGCGACAAGAGCAGCCAGUGGGUCGUUGCGAUAGACAUCCUCAGAAGAAUGCACGAUGACAGAGUCCAGGUUGAUGCCAUCACCUAUACUUCCGUGCUUGGUGCGUGCGAGCACUCGGGGCAAUGGGAGAUGACACACUUUCUGCUGCACAGGGUCAUUGAUGGCGGCUACGACGAGUGGAAACGUGAAGACAUUGAUUACGUCCACUACUACCAAGCUGGAGCACCUGCAGACUGCCUGAAACAUCUGAUCCUCUGCGCCUUGCUCGAGCACGCAGUGCAGGAAGCGGAGCCGUUUCUGUAUGUUGACACACAUGCUGGGUCGGGCUUGUACGACUUGAGCUCGCAUGAAGCGAUGCGGUUUGAAAACUACCGCAGCGGCAUUCAGAACUUAGCCACUUCUGAACAGGCAACCACUCUGCGCACCAUGCAUGGCUUCUUUAGUGCUGUUCGACGGGCGAAUGUCGCACUUGGAGCAGAAUCGCUUCGCUACUACCCUGGUUCACCGGCUAUCGCACAACAUUUCUUGCGGCCUCAGGAUUCCGCACUGGUUUUUGAAGCAUCCAGGGAAGUGUGCGAAGUCCUCCAAGCCAGCCUGCUCAAGCUAAAGCAGGAUGCCGGCUCUGCUUUGUCAACGACAGUUGUCUGUGCGAACUCCUAUGAAUGGUUCGCCAGGUGUCGUGAAGUCCCUGGAACCUCAUCUUCGAGAGUGCUUGCUCUAGUCGACCCACCUUACGAUUCCGCAAGCUCGUCCGACAAAUGGAAUUUGUUUCUCCUGAAACACCUGACAAUGAGAUGGCCCUCCAGUUGCAUCUUGUUGUGGUGUCCCCACAUCGCCGACCAAGAGAUGACUCGCUUUCAACAGCGUCUGGUCAAUCUGCAAGUGGGUGAUAUACUUGCAGCAGAUGUCAAGACACUCACUGAAGCCUCUGCUGGAAAUCUCGCCGAGUCAAGGUCUUCCGUGCUUGUCGUGAACCCACCUGCUGCUUUUGAGAAGCAGCUGAGCCCGGUCUUGGAGGAAUUGCAGAAGUGCCUCUCAAGCGGCGACUUCUGCCGUUCUGCUUCGACAUCUGUGCAAUUGCUACCGAAAAAGGCUGAAGCUGCAGCAGUUCCCGGGCAAGCUGUGCGCCUGCAGACGCGUGGACAUGCAUCCAUCUUGGGCGGGCUGGUCUGGAAUUACUCCUGGCCUUUGGUGAAUGUACUUCUGGGCACGACCCCCCGAGGGUGGCAGGUCUUGCUCCAGUCACCGUAUGACACCACCACAAUCCUUACCUUUAUUAAUGGGAAGCAAUUCUACUUGCGCAGAAUUGAAUUCACGUCCCCCUCCGAGAACAGUCUGGAUGGGGAAAGUUUCGACAUGGAGAUGCAGCUUGUGCACAACGCAGCUGCAGAUGGCCAACUCCUUGUCACUUCUGUGUUUCUGAAGGUUGGACUUGUGGAGGGCAACGAGUAUCUGAACACGUUCUGGCCACAGUUUCCAUCUACAGUCAGCGAAGAUGGGGUGCAGGCUGAGAUCGCGAACCCCUUCUAUGCGCUUCCAGGUGACCGGUCGCUUUAUGCAUUCAACGGCAGCUCCACGGUCCCUCCUUGCGGGACUGACACCAUCUGGAUGGUCUUCAAGCAGCCGCUGAUGAUCAGCAGGGCUCAACGCGACCUUUACAGGGCUGCACUGAAUCUGAGCGCCCCGACCGGCUUCCUGCGCUUCGGAUCUGCUCCAUCAGGCGUCGUGCAGCCGUGGAACACUGAUUUGGGCAUGAACACUCGGCUUCCGCAGCCUCAGGGGGUGCGGCAGGUUGCAUUCUUUCCGAUGUCGAACCCACCAAGUCAGAUGUCCUUCGACUUGACUAGUGGCCACUUCUGGGGUUUCUUUGGAAUCGGCCUGCUGCUCCUGUCGGUUUCGGUCGGCCUUCUGGCAUUGCUUUGCUUGCUGUGCUCCGGUGGCGCACGUGCCAAGGGCCGUGCACGGAGCAAGGAAGUGUUUCAUCGCAGUGAAGAAACCGACGAGGACCGGCAGCCUUUGUACAGGACACCUGAGCCUGCGCCGACGCAGAUGCAUCGCAUGCCUAUGCCAACACAGCCGCAGUGGCCGGCUAAUGCAGGCAGAGGUAUGAUGACGCGGCCUCAAAUCCCUCAGAUGUCUGGUGCACGUGCGCCUGCGAUGACGCAGCCCAUGAAUUUCGGCGGCGCGCCGCAAACGCGCUUCGUAAUGCGACAGUAG
Messenger RNA from Symbiodinium sp. CCMP2592, 3102 nucleotides. The record is from the annotation of a GenBank genome assembly. NCBI's taxonomy places the organism in Eukaryota, Dinophyceae, Suessiales, Symbiodiniaceae.